Spea bombifrons (plains spadefoot toad) is the source of this 1020-nucleotide messenger RNA. Its product is annotated as olfactory receptor 1L4-like. Gene Ontology annotation, biological process: G protein-coupled receptor signaling pathway. Bases 1 to 1020 code for a protein of 339 amino acids. Gene Ontology annotation, cellular component: membrane. The record is from RefSeq and is a predicted model, not a curated record. Gene Ontology annotation, molecular function: olfactory receptor activity; G protein-coupled receptor activity. The transcript has a single exon. Lineage: Eukaryota; Metazoa; Chordata; Amphibia; Anura; Pelobatidae.
AUGAAAACCAAUGGAAGCUUCAGUUCACCGUCUGAUUUCAUUCUCGUAGGGUUUUCAAACAUCCCGCAUCUACAGGUCCCUAUGAUUACCGCAUUUUUUGUCAUGUAUCUUAUUACGAUCGUAGGUAACCUCCUCAUCAUCGCCGUGAUUCUCUCUGAACCCAACCUCCACAAUUCUAUGUACUUCUUGCUAAGUAAUCUGUCCUUCGUUGAUAUCACGUACACCUCGGCGACCAUUCCAAAAGCGCUAUCCAACUAUUUAUCGGGAGACCCGUCAAUAUCCUUCGUCGGCUGUUUCACGCAACUUUAUUUGUUUGUUGCCUUUGCUAGUACGGAAUUCCUGUUGCUCACGGCGAUGGCUUACGACCGAUACGUCGCUAUAUGUAAACCCCUGCGGUAUUCGCAGAUCAUGAACAGAGAGGUCUGCCUUUUGCUUUCUGCGACCUCCUGGAUACUUGGCUUUGUAGACGCCGCGUUUUCCCGUUUCAUAUCCUUGCUCGAUUUUUGCAAAUCGAAUGUCAUUAACCACUUUUCGUGCGAUCUCCGCGCUCUCUUCACGCUUUCCUGCAGCAGCACAAAGACCAUUGAAACGGUCGUACUCAUCGAGUGUCUACUCAUCGGCAUGAGCUCCUUCAUGUUGACUUUAGUUUCAUACGUGCGCAUCGUAAGUGCGAUUUUCCAAAUAAAUUCAGCGUUUGGGAGGAGUAAAGCCUUUUCUACCUGCACAUCGCACCUGACAUCUGUUAUCCUUUUUUACGGAAGUAUGAUAUCGGUUUACGUUCGACCCGCGUCUGUGUCAUCUCUGGAGAAAGACAAGUUCUUUGCUGUGUUGUAUAUCGCCCUCAUCCCUACGCUUAACCCGCUCAUAUAUAGUCUGCGGAACAAAGAAGUCAAAAAGGCGGUGAGGAUAUUUUUCACCAGAAAAACUGGAAUUAUAUCUGAUGUAACUCUCGGCCUGAGAUCUUCAGUGAUCCCCACUCACUCUGGUUUUAUUAAAGAUCGAAGGAAAGCUGCACAAUGA